Molecule: messenger RNA, 520 nt
Organism: Gadus morhua (Atlantic cod)
Lineage: Eukaryota; Metazoa; Chordata; Actinopteri; Gadiformes; Gadidae
Gene: srxn1
Product: sulfiredoxin 1 homolog (S. cerevisiae)
Exons: 2
Coding region: 86-520 (144 amino acids)
Biological process (GO): cellular response to oxidative stress
Cellular component (GO): cytoplasm
Molecular function (GO): sulfiredoxin activity
Source: RefSeq, a predicted model, not a curated record
CAACCCAUGCCGUGUUUCCGUGUUCUAACCGUGUUGUAAACAAACCCCCGGUUAAACAGUGUAUCUGCUAUGGUUAACAGGCUGAAUGUAUCGAUUAUUUCUUCACAAAAAGCCCCGAGUGAACGUUUUAUCUGACGUGUUUAUGUCCACUUUUAACAACUCUGGUAUGGACGUAAAAUGUACAGACAAUCGGUCGAUCCAUUCCGACAACAUCGCAGAGAUUCAUAACAUCCCGAUGCAUAUCAUCAUAAGACCGAUCCCCCCUGUGCUCGACGAACAAAAAGUGGAGAGCUUGAUGUGUACAAUAAAGGAGACAGAAGACGUCGAGACCGUCCCCCCGAUUGAUGUCCUUUGGAUCAAAGGCAGAGAAGGGGGAAACUACUACUAUUCAUUUGGAGGAUGUCACAGAUUUGCGGCGUACCAAAGAUUGCAACUGAAGACAAUACCAUCCAAGCUCUUUAAAUCUAGCAUCUCGGACUUGAGGAUUUACUUGGGGUCUUCAACGCCAGAUCUACUCUAA